Messenger RNA from Apus apus (common swift), 1164 nucleotides. RefSeq lists its product as uncharacterized. The record is from RefSeq and is a predicted model, not a curated record. Gene Ontology annotation, molecular function: protein tyrosine/threonine phosphatase activity; MAP kinase tyrosine/serine/threonine phosphatase activity. Gene Ontology annotation, cellular component: cytoplasm. NCBI's taxonomy places the organism in Eukaryota, Metazoa, Chordata, Aves, Apodiformes, Apodidae. Bases 1 to 1125 code for a protein of 374 amino acids. The transcript has 3 exons. Gene Ontology annotation, biological process: dephosphorylation; negative regulation of MAPK cascade.
AUGGAGCCAGGGGAGAAGCAGCACAAGGAUUUCAUCGCUGUCACGUUGCUGGGCAAAAGGUGCCUCCCCAGGAAAAUUGGCAUUACAGGCUCUUGUCCAAACUUGGUGAUGAGUGAAAGUGAAGCACACAAAGAGAAGGGUGGGGAUGUGGUGUCCAUAGCUGUGCAGCUCGGCAGGACACACCAGUCACUCUGCUUAGUGCCUUCCACAGAAGGGGAUGACCACUCCAGCAAGUCGGCACCCCAGGACUGGCGAAGCUGUCUGCAGGUCCAGAUAGAAGAGGCUGAGAGUGGAGGGACAGCCCAUAGCAUGGGGUCCCUGGCAUGGGCAUCCCAUUCUUGUGCCCUCAGAUCUAGUCCCACCCCUGCUGCUCCCCUGCCCUGUUCAGUGGACUCCCCAUCCAAGGCCAAGCUCUCCAGCUGCUUCUCUGUCUUCUCGCUGCCAUCAUGGGGCUCCAAGCUCAAUUCCAGCCUCCUGCCCCAUGCCAGCUCCAAGAAAUCCCUCAGGGGGAGCUGGAAGAAGAACCCACAUCGUGAGGAGCCCACUUGUCCAAAACCAGGAGAGCCUGCCUGCUUCCCCUUCACGGGACCCAUCAUCGCUCGGAUAACUGACUGCAUCUAUCUGGGGAACCUCAACGCUGCCUACAGCGGGCAGGCGCUCUGCACCAACAGCAUCGACAGCAUCAUUGACAUGAGCAGCCUGCCCAGCGACCACAGCCUGAGCAUCAUCCCCUGCACGUGCCGAAGGGGAGGGUUCAGGCACAGCUGGUCACGCCUCAAAGUCGACAUUCAGGCUCCACUCCGUGGGGAUCACCACAAAAUGGGACAACCCUGCUUCCGGGACAUCAACGAGUGCAUUGAAGCCUCACUGGAGAAAGGGAAGCGUGUCCUCAUCCACUGCAGGGAUGGUUACUCUCUAGGUCCUACUUGCGUCAUUCAAUACCUGAUGGUCAAGCACAGCAUGAGGCUGCUGGCAGCCUAUGAGUUUGUGAGGGCACGGUACCCACUGAACAUCCAGGAGUGUCAUCAGGACCUCCUGGUGGGUUUGGAGAUGUCCCUGCAGCCUGGAGGCAUCAACAUCACGUGCCUGAAGCACUCCCUGUCAAGGAAGAUGGCAUGGAGCUAAAUAGACAGGGUGGUUGUGUUGUUUGGCAGUGGUUCUGAA